Cannabis sativa is the source of this 384-nucleotide messenger RNA. RefSeq names its product secreted RxLR effector protein 161-like. The transcript has a single exon. Bases 1 to 384 code for a protein of 127 amino acids. The record is from RefSeq and is a predicted model, not a curated record. Lineage: Eukaryota; Viridiplantae; Streptophyta; Magnoliopsida; Rosales; Cannabaceae.
AUGACCACACCCAAUAUCUCAUUUGCAGUUAGUAGACUCAACCAAUUUAUGCAGAACCCAACUUCUGAACAUUCGGGAGCUUGUAAAAGAAUCUUAAGAUAUCUAUCUAACACUCAAGACAUCAGUUUAACAUUCAGACUCUCCCCUAGACUGGAUCUUCAAGGCUUCACUGAUGCUGAUUGGGCAGGGUGUCAUGAUGAUAGGAAAUCAACAUUAGGCUAUUACAUAUUUUUAGGAGGAAAUUCAAUCAAUUGGUGCUCCAAGAAGCAAACUGUUGUUGCUAGAUUUAGCAUAGAAUUUGAAUACCGUGCAUUAGCAUUAGCCACCUCAGAACUGAUUUGGAUUGAAUAUAUACUUGUUGAACUCAACAUUCAUCUACCUUAA